AAACAAUAAAGUGAGGUUAUGUCAUCUGUCUGUCAAAAAUAAUCAAAAUAUCAAAAAGUUCAAGGAUGUGGGUGUUGUUUUGAUUUGUAAUUUUUCUUAAAUAAUUUGAUAAUUUUAUACGAAAUAAUGGAGUCGCCCCCUAUAAAACCUCCCAGAGGGGUGAAGCCUGUUAAAGAGACCAGUGGUCUCCUUAUGUCAGUAAUCCGUACAUUAUCAGCAAGUGAAACUAACGAACAAAGAGACAGGGAAAAAGCCAAACUAGAAGCCGAUUAUAAAAUUUGCGAUCAAAAAUUGGACCGACUAGUUUCCAGACAUGAAAGCGACCUUACCCAAGUUAUGCAUUUGUUUAGUACAAUUUCGCAAUCAGUCACGGAGAAUCGAAACAAAAUACAUAAGGUAAAAGAAAUGCUACAAGACUGCAAAAAAAAACUUCGAUGUAAGAGGGAUGAGUUGAAAGCUCUAUGGAUGGAAGGGUUGGAAUAUAAGUACAUGCUUCAAUUAUUAGAAGAAAUAGAAAAAAUGAAUAAUGUCCCAAGUCAAUUAGCAAAUCAUAUGGCACAUAAAAGAUUCUUACAUGCGACCAAAUUAUUAGUCGAUGCCGUUAAGUUGGGAAGAGAUCCAUUAGAGGGUGUGGAAAGUUUGAAAGAGCUGAGUCAGGAGCUGGAACAAAGGAAAGAGCAACUUCAUCUACAAAUAUUAUUGGAACUUAAGCACAUGUUAUAUACCAAACCCUGCCAGCACAUUUUAACAUUAAGAAGGCAAGGUUCUGGUAGGGAUGGUUUCUUAAUACAUUCUCCUUUGCAAAGAAGUAUGAAACUCAGGUUGAGUGGAAGAAAUAGAAGUAAUGUUUCUAGAAAUCUUAUGGAAGAUUUAACAAAACUUGAAAGUAAAGAUUUAUUCAAUGCCAGUUUUAAUUUGGAUGAAGAUUUAGAUAGUUUAAAUAUCGAUGAAAAUCAUAGGCAUUAUGUUGCAAUAUUAGUUAAAAGUUUGUGUUUACUAGAAAAAUUGCCGUAUGCUCUUGACGAAAUUGUAAGAGAAAUGCAAAUUUCCUUGAGCCACAUUAUUCAAAAAUCCACUCAACACGUUAUAGAUUUCGCAGAUGCAAAUGUCGAUUCCAAAUUAGCCUUAAAAGAAUUGAUUAAUAUUUUGUUUGAUCAAUUUAAAGAAAUUGCAGAUUCGCAUCAGAUAUUUUUAAAGUGGGUAGAAAAGGGUAUCAAGAGCCAUAACAUUGAUUUGAAGCCAUAUAAUUUACAGUAUUACUGGUCACAAGUACAAGAAGUUUUGCAAAUUUUCCUAAACGAUUAUCUAGAUUUGCAAAAUAUGUCUUCAGAUCUUCAAAUUAGUAAUGUUGUAAAUAACGGUGACAUAUCCGCUUAUUUUUCUAGAAAGAAGCAGCAAAGCAAGAAGAAAAUCCUAUUUAAAUUUGAAGGUUCCUCAAGUGCACUUAGUCUAAGCAAUGCCUUAAAAUCAACCAAAAAAGAAAAAGUUUUAAUAUGCCCUUCGCAUCCCAAUAAUAUUUUAGUGGUGUUUUUACCUUUUAUGUGUUUUACUGAGGAUAUUGAACAAAUGUUAGGUAUGUCUCAUGGUUCGUGUUCAUUAUACCAAAACAUAACUCAGCAUAUCUCAAAUGUAUAUUUAAAAAGAAAGUCGGAUGAAAUUAUCGAACAAACAGAAAAGGCUGUUAAGACACCCGAUGCUUGGAAAAGUACAGUACUUCUGGACUUAUCCGCUGAUUACAAACCACUUUUAGUUAGUACAGUUACAGUAGAAAGAUUUAUAAGAGAAUGGAAAGCUGUGUUACAAGCUUUGCCAUUAUAUAGUGAGAAAAUUGCGGAAUACUCGGUGAAAGCUUUAAAAGAGUACAAAGAUACCUGUGUGGCAGCUUACAGAGGAAUAGUGCAGCCACAUUCUGAAGAUAAGAGGAUUUGUAGUGCCGCAUGGUUGAAGGAUGAAGAUAUUAAUAGGUUUUUGAAAUCUUUACCUAACUGGUUGAACUUGAAAGCCCAACAAGAAUUUCAUGCUAGGAGUGAAAGAGGUAGAAGAAUUUUAAGAGGUCAACCUUCAGAGGAAGAAAGUCCUGAAGAUGUAAGAAUGAGAAAUAGGAAAGAAGCUGAAAUUUUGGCCAGUAACUUAGGAGAAGGAGGUGUAUCAGCUAGUGAAAUUUUGUCAGAUAUGUGUCUUCUCAAAGAAUUAGCAACAUUACAAGAAAGUAUGGAAUGGUUUUCUGUUAGAAUGUUCCAGUACACCAGCGAGUUUAGAUUAGAACCAUCAAGAUUAUCUCCGCCUAAAAUUGACAAUAACAACCAUAACGACUUAAUGCCUCCAGUUUCCAGUGCCACUUUGCACCAACUUACUAGUAUAGCGCAAGAUUUUGACGAGUUAGCCAAUACGUGUCUUCUUUUAUUACAUUUAGAGGUAAGAGUACAGUGUUUUCACUAUUUAUUAGCGCAAGUGCAUUAUAAUAAAGAAACCCACGAGCCAGAUCCAAAAGUGUCUGAACUCAGCAAAGUUUUGGCUAAUGUCGAUGAGGCUAUGACAACGAGUUUACAUCCUAGAAAAUGCAAGUACAUCUUUGAAGGAUUGGGUCACCUAAUAGCAAAAAUACUUAUUAGUUCUGCUCAGUACAUGAAAGUGAUUGACGAUGUCGGCAUACAACGAAUGUGUAGGAAUAUUUUCGCUCUUCAACAAACUCUCACAAAUAUAACCAUGACAAGGGAACUUGCCCUGGACCAUGCCAGACAUUAUUUUGAGCUUUUCUUCUCAACACCAGAGGAAAUUCUCAACGGUAUAGUUGAUAAAGGUCCCGAAUUCAGCGAACUAGAAUACAUGAAUGCUUUACAACUGUUAAAUAGAAGCCAAAGAAGUAAAGACUCUAUUUCUGUAACUGUUCAUCUAGAAAGGCUGUCUGAUAUUUUAGGCGAAGUAGGAGUAACUGUAUAGAGUUUUUUGAAAAGUUUGGUCAGCUUAUAGUUGCAAGUGAUGUUGCCUCUAGAGAAAAAAAUCACAAUAGGAUUUCAUAUUUAUUUAUAACUUAUUGCUCAGGAAAUUACUUAAAAAUAAUCAUUUUUGUUUCAAAGAGUUGACAAAAUAAUCAUCAUUUUUCUUUGCUUGUAAUCCUAGCAUCCUGACCUUUAACAUAAUCUUGUUUUUAUUUUUAUGAAAUGUACAAUUGAAACAAAGAAUUAGAUAGCUUUAUUUGAUAUUUAUUUAAUUGGUAAUGAUUAUUGUAAAUUAAAAAAAAAUAAGAUAGAGAGUUUAACCUGUUAAUAAUUUGUUUUUCAAAUAUAUUUUUAAUAAAAAUACCUAUUUCAAUUUGGAAUUUUUAUUCUAGGUUUUAUUCCAAUUUUCCUUUAUAGUGUAGUAGCUUUGAAAAAAGGUGCCAUCAAGUAAAGUUUACAAUUCUUCUCUUACAACUAUUUUUGCAAACUGAUGAUUUUCAUUAAAAGGCAAAUUAUCCCAGAAGCUUCUUUGUCCAAUUUCUGGUAAGUAUUCCAUUUCCAAAUCGUCUGGUGAAUUAAUUUUCAAGUGACAAAAUUCAUCCAAGGAUUUUGAAAGUGGUUUCCAUAACGUAA
Ceutorhynchus assimilis (cabbage seed weevil) is the source of this 3572-nucleotide messenger RNA. The record is from the annotation of a GenBank genome assembly. Lineage: Eukaryota; Metazoa; Arthropoda; Insecta; Coleoptera; Curculionidae.